GCUAACAUUUGGAGGUGGUGGAGGCUGGUGUGUGACGCCGCCAUCACUAGUGGGGCUGCCAGGGACGCUCUCAGCUACUGUCUUGUGUGCCCUCUCGUUUACGUCUUGACGCCGCUUCUUAACGCCCUCCUUAGUACAGGAUGCCAGAGCGUUACUUCACUGAUUCUAGUUUUGGUGCAGGAUCUAGAAGAGAAAGAUCAGGAAGCAUGCAGCGAUCAAGGGAGACUAUUGAUUAUGGCCAUGGUAGCAGUUAUAGUGCACCAAGAUACAGAAGUGUUGGAGGUUAUGGAGGGGGAGGAAGUACCAACAGCACCAUGGGCAGUUAUGGAUUGGGUGCCACUGCUUCAAGUUAUGGUAGUACUUCAGCUUAUGGAAGCACAAGCUAUGGUAGCUCUUCUGGUUAUGGGGGAUCAUCUGCUUAUGAUGGUGGAGCCAGUUAUGGUGGUGGUGCAUCUUAUGGUGAUACUGCCACUUAUGGAGGUUCAUCCUAUAGCCAUGCUGGUUAUGGCAGUAGGCAGGUGGUUAGCCCCUGGGAGACAGGUAUGGCUCCAGCUGUUGCUGCAGGAAAUCAAGCUGGAUUCUUGCCUACGCCCAGGGGAUCUGGUGGGCUGAUGGAUAGUGGUCGUUCUUCAGAUAUUGUUGGAGCGGUUAACCAGCUUACUCAUAUGGGGAGUACUGAAUCUAAGCUUGCAUUGAAUAUCUUGAAUGCUGUCCUUUCCUCGGGAUCCGGUGGUGAUGGGCGUUCCAAUAUGGAUAUUGGACCUCCUGCCCACAAGAUGAGGCGUAUAGAGUGGGAUGGGGGUCAUGGUAAUCGCCGAGGGCAGACUCAGUCCUCCCCAGUGCGUCCGUCACCUGUACGCAAGUUUCCUCAGCGGGAUCAGCAGUACAACCCUCGACGAUCCUGGGACAACGAAUCUUCCCAGCGAGGCAGGGGUGGCAAUUCUUAUGGCUCGGCUGGACGUCACAUGCCUGACAACCAGCUUAGAAAAACAGCUAAGGCUAAGAGGGGUAAACCUAGGUCUGAUUUGAAGGAUGUUAAAGGUCCUGCCAAGGACCAGAAGAAGGUGAAGAGUGAGGAAGACGAAACAACUGGAACAGCCAGCGACCAGAAGGGAGACAAAGCCGAGGGUGAUGGUUCCUCAGCUGGUACAAAAAAGAGUGGAACUGCAGAUGGUAAGACUGAGGUAGAACAGUCUGAUGAAGCAGCAGACGACAAAGAAAAUGCUGAGGAAAUGGAUACUACUGAGAAUGAGGAAGAUAAAGAUUUGAAAACAAAAAAGGAAGCAUUUGUUCCUAAAGAAAUCCUGAAGUGCCAUAUGUGUGAUGUGGACAACUUUUACUCUAUUAAUUGUUACCAAAAACAUUUAGAGUCAAAGGCCCACAAGACUACUGCCCAUGCAUACCAUGGGCAAGGUGCUGCUAUUCUUGAAAUCCUGAGGGCUGAGGCAAAGCUGGCUUGUCAACGUCAAAUCUUGUCUGCUUGGAAGAGUGGAGCUAGAGGAAACCUGAUGCAGUGUGGCAAGUGUCAGUGUAAAAUUGCUGGCACACUCCAGGAACAUAACAAGACUAUUGAACACAGUUUGAUAUCUCAGUACUUGAAGGUAAAGUGUUGUGGUCAUGCAUACACCAUCAGAGGAGCUCUAGAGGAACAUCGCCUCUCUCUUCUUCACUUUAAAUGGCAGAUGGAAAUGGAACAGGAAAUUAAAGCAAGGGAGGAGAAAAAAUUAGAGCAGGAAAAGGAUAUUUCUGAAGAAGAGAUAUUAAAGAAGUUUCAAGAUGCUGUGGACGAGUUCAAGGAAAACAAUUCAGAAGAAUCGUACACUUCAGAAACGCUUCCUCCUUAUGACCCUGCAGUUCCUGUAGGAAUGCACCUGGUUGGAACAAAAUCACAUUACCGUUGCAAGGUAUGCCCAGGUCCAAGGUUUCGAAUGGUGGAUGAACAACAAGUGCAAGUCCAUUUCCGCUCUAUUGUCCAUUACCAAAAUCUGUUUGCACAUGUCACACAGAUGCAGGAACAAAAAGAUCUGGAAAAGAAAAAGAAACUAGAAGAAAAAAGGAAAGAGCAAGAAAAAGAGAAAAGUGAAAAUCAACCAGAGGGGGAGAAACAGUCUGAGGAUGAGGCUGAGAAAGAUGCUGCUGUGAAACAGAGUACAGAUGAUGAGGGUGAAGAUGCAGAUGCAGGAGAUGCUGAUGAAGACGAAGAUGCAGGAGAUGAAGAUGAAAUGGCAGAUGAAGAUGCAGAAGAUGAAGAUGCUGGAGGUGAAGAUGAUGCAGGGGAAGAGGCAGAAGUAGAGGUAGAUGAUACUACUGAGCCAGAAAAGGAUAAGGAAAGCCCCCAGAAAGUUAGCAAAUCAGAUGAUGUAGCAGACAAUGAGGAGGCUGCUGAACUGGAUGAGGAAUCAGCAAUGCUUGAAGAAGUGGGUGAGGCAUUUGAUGAAGAGGGUGAUGUAGAGAAUGCAGAGCAGGAAGACAAUGAUGACAAUUUUGCUGAUGCUGAAGAGGGGCCUGAACAAAAGGUGGAAGAGGAAUGUGUUAUUGAAGAACCAGAAGAGAGUGCAGAAAAAGUUGAAGCUCCUAAUACUGAAGAAGAGAGACCUAAAGAGGAGAAGGACGAACCAAAGAGUGAUGUGGGAACUCCACGUGCUCGAAGGGCAGCGAGAGGGAGAGGGCGAGGACGCUCCCUUAGGAAUUAGUUACUUUAUUUUUUUUUAUUUUUUUUUUUAAGAUGUAAGAUUGGUAUACAUAGACAAUGCAAGAGGUAUACUGUACUAAGUUUUAAAAUACAUAAUAAACUCAUUACAACUAAUUUUCUUCCUGCCCCUCACCCUGCCCCAUCCUUCCCUUCUCUCGUCGUGCUGACUGACUUGCUGUAUUUCCUUUCCCUUUUUGCCUCUCCUCUCCACUGCCACUUGUCAAUCCUCUUGCAUUGUCCUUUUCCCUCCCUGCACCCUCUCUUCCACCUCUACAUACACAUAUAUCAUUGAUUCAGUGUACCAUUUUUCUAUGUUCAUUUAAAGUGUAAUAAUUAAACAAAAAUGAUAAUUUACUAGCUUGUCCAGUGUAAUAGCCUGGUUUGCUUUUACUUGAUACCCAAUAUGCAGAUGGGUAUUAACAAAUCUUGGACUGAAUUUAUAAUUAUUGGUUGUAUGUUGGCAACCUAGAUCCUUAAUGAAGUUUUUGGAAGAUAUGUCUCUUUAUAGUACUUGUAUUAACAAUUUGCAAAUAUUGACGUUGAUUCAUUUUUAUAAUUCAGCAUCUUGGAAAUUGGUUGACACAAUUGUUAGUGGAUUAUGAAGUACUGGACUUUUUCUUGACUUUAACGAGAAUCUAUAUAUAAUGGAUAAUGUACUCGGAUGCAGAAGUGUUGAGUAAAUAUUAUAUAGUCCUUUUAAUUAAAGGAGCAGGUACAGUAAAUUGGUAAUUUGUUUUAUAAUUAGGUGAACAUCCUUGCAAAGAGACUGGUGAAUAUACACUUAACUUUUUAUUUCUGUUGUCAAGGAUUACUAGACAGAUAUGUAUAUCCAUUUUCCUCUAGCCUUCACAAAAUGUGUAGAUAUUUGACUGAUGUAGUCAUAGGCAUUACUGAUACCUGAAAAUUACAAGACCCUGAUUUUUAUUAAACAUAAAUAAAUAUAAUUUGCCUGCCAGGUAAAAA
Procambarus clarkii (red swamp crayfish) is the source of this 3655-nucleotide messenger RNA. Its product is annotated as zinc finger protein on ecdysone puffs. The record is from RefSeq and is a predicted model, not a curated record. NCBI's taxonomy places the organism in Eukaryota, Metazoa, Arthropoda, Malacostraca, Decapoda, Cambaridae.